UUUGCGAGCGAGCGAGCAACAAUAAAGUUGGAACGCGAUGUCAGCACUUGAGAACAAUGAAAGGUCCACGGUAUCGGAAAAAAUCUCAAACAAUAAUUACGAAUCUGAUAUAAAAUAUAUGCUUCGGUAUACGAAACGGCUACUAGAAAUUCUUGGUAUUUGGCAAAUGGUUACGAACGAUACUUCAUUAAAGUCGAAGCUCUUAUCAAGGAUAUCGGUGAUUCUGUGUCUGGUGAGCAUGGCGUUUUUACUCGUACCAACUGGACUCCACAUCAGCUUGCGAGUUCGCGAUUUCGCGAGUGCCCGAGUCAGCCUCGGUUACUUCUCACCUUGUGUCGCCAGUGUUCUAAAAUACGCUUUCAUCAUAUAUCACUCAAAGAAUAUUAAAUUCUGUUUAAAACACAUGGAAUCCGAUUGGAUGAACGUCGUUGGUCAUCACGAUCGAACGAUCAUGAUUAAAAAUGUAAAAGUCGAACACGUCAUAACCGCAGCUUCGGGCCUCCUACUGUAUUCCGGUGGAGUUUUUUUACACGCUGUUAUGCCAUUGAUUAAAGGACCGAGCCUAAAUUCCCGCAACGAAACUAUACGACCUAUCGUUUAUCCCGGAUAUGAUUUUUUCCUUGAUCCACAAAUAACUCCAACUUACGAAAUUAUUUUUUGCACCAUUUGCUUCUCCGCAUUUAUCAGAUUUACAGUUACCCUCACCGCGGUCAAUCUCACAGCUCUUUUCGUUAAUCACACGUGCGGACAAGCGCAAAUCGUUGUGUCACGACUUGAAAAAUUAUUCGAUCAUAUCAACAACGAUGCGACGAAUGAAAGAGAAAUCGAGAGACGCAUUUCUUUCCUUGUUUUGCGUCACGUCCGAGGUUUACGACUGUCUACGAUAAUCGAUCAGAUUUUGAAGGAGAUAUGCCUGGUCGAAGUCGUAACUGCUACGCUGAUAUUAUGCCUGCUCGAAUAUUACGUCGUGGAAUGGAAAUCUCUCGGGGUUAGCCAAACCGUUACAUUUUCUUUGCUGCUCGUAUCGUACACUUACAACAUAUACAUGUUCUGCUAUAUCGGCGAACUCCUCAAAGAUCAGUUUCAACAAGUUGGAAAAGCUGCAUAUAUGAUCGAAUGGUACCGAAUACCAAAGAAAAAUAAACUUUCCAUGAUCCUAAUAAUAGCGAUUGCCAACUACCCUGCUCGUAAAGUAACCGCCGGGGGGUUAAUUGAACUAUCGAUCAACACUUUUGGAGUCGUAAGCGCCCGAAAAAUAUACGCGAAUAUUAUGAAAACAUCGAUAGUGUAUCAAAAUAUGCUACGGACUUUUUCACAAGCUGCUGACUGAUUCAACACGACCCGCCGUUACCCGCCGCCUCUCGCGUCAUGAGUAGAUUAUGGCUUUGUCAAAACAUCUUUGAAUGCUUCGCUAUAACACGCAUAUAUUUUAUUUCGAACUUAAUGCACGUAUUAUAUUAAACAGUAGUUGAUUAAAUAAAAGAUAGAAUGU
Molecule: messenger RNA, 1492 nt
Organism: Venturia canescens
Lineage: Eukaryota; Metazoa; Arthropoda; Insecta; Hymenoptera; Ichneumonidae
Product: odorant receptor 22c-like
Exons: 5
Coding region: 38-1330 (430 amino acids)
Biological process (GO): detection of chemical stimulus involved in sensory perception of smell; sensory perception of smell
Cellular component (GO): plasma membrane
Molecular function (GO): odorant binding; olfactory receptor activity
Source: RefSeq, a predicted model, not a curated record